CCAAAUCAUAGCAUACGAUUAACGGUUGGUGUACCAGUUAUGCUUCUAUGAAAUAUUGAUCAAACAUCUGGAUUAUGUAAUGGCACGAGGUUAGUCGUUGAACAUUUAGGCAAUCGUGUUAUUGAAGCUACUGUUAUUUAUGGAAGUAAUGUCGGAGAAAAAGUAUUUAUAGCAAGAAUGACACUCACUCCGUCUGACUCGACGAAAUUUCCUAUCAGAUCAAGACUCCAAUUUCCUUUAAUGGUUUGUUUUGCUAUGACUAUAAAUAAAACUCAAGGAGAAUCUUUGUCUCAUGUAGGCCUGUAUCUCCUUAGACAUGUUUUCAGCCAUGGUCAAUUUUAUGUUGAUGUUUCCAGAGUUACGAGCAAAAAAGAUCUCAAGAUCCUUCCGUUUGAUAAAGAACGUGUGCGUACAAGUACAACAAGUGUAGUUUACAAGGAAGUGUUUGCAAACAUAUAG
Messenger RNA from Beta vulgaris subsp. vulgaris (sugar beet), 459 nucleotides. RefSeq lists its product as uncharacterized. The record is from RefSeq and is a predicted model, not a curated record. Lineage: Eukaryota; Viridiplantae; Streptophyta; Magnoliopsida; Caryophyllales; Amaranthaceae.